AUGGACGAGAAUGAGAGGGACAAGAAGGACGAGAAAGACGUGAAUGACAAGGAAGAAAUGGACAACAAGGACGGGAAUGACAAGGAUAAGAACGACGACAAGGACGAGAAGGACGAGAAUGAAAAGGACGACAAGGACGACAAGGACAAGGACGACAAGGACGACAAGGACGACAAGGACGACAAGGACGACAAGGACAAGGACGACAAGGACAAGGACGACAAGGACGACAAGGACGACAAGGACAAGGACGACAAGGACAAGGACGACAAGGAGGACAAGGACAAGGAGGACAAGGACAAGGACGACAAGGACAAGGACGACAAGGACAAGGACGACAAGGACAAGGACGACAUGGACAAGGACGACAAGGACAAGGACGACAAGGAGGACAAGGACGACAAGGACGACAAGGACAAGGACGACAAGGACAAGGACGACAAGGACAAGGACGACAAGGAGGACAAGGACGACAAGGACAAGGAUGACAAGGACGACAAGGACAAGAAGGACGAGAAGGACGAGAAGGACGAGAAGGACGAAUGUGCUAUUGUCUAUCAGGACAAUCUGCACAUACAUCCUUGCAAUGAUAAACUGGCCCAUAUUUGUGAGAAGUACUUUUUCGUGUUGGUGAAGGAGGAGAAGUCUUGGGAGGAAGCUCUGCUCCACUGCAGGGCAAUGGGAGUGGACAAAGGGCUUCCGCCGGGUUCGUAUGAUCUCCUCAGCUUGCACACCCACGAGGACUUAUCCUUCGCCCAGGAAGAGCUGGUCCACGCCGGGACGAGGGAGGUGUGGGUCGGCCUGCGCUGGCUGGCGGGACGCUGGCUGUGGAUGGACGGGGAGGAACACAGCGUCUGGAAGUGUCCCGCCGACUGGACCCACUGUGGGAGUCUGUCUAGGCAGCGUCUGGACGCCAGGAGCUGUAUGGAGAAGAGGAACUUCUUCUGUCAGCGAGUGAAUGCUGUUAAUAAUGUUUAAUAUUAUUACAUAGAUGAUUCCACAAGCUGAACGUUUUUGUGCAUGUAGAUUUUAGGACAAGCUUAAAUCUAGUAGCUCUACGACAUCCAUUUUUACUAUGAAUAAAUGUUAUAUGCAACUAUUGUUCUUCCUAAAAGAUUAUAUUCUCCAUUCUUCCAAU
Gadus macrocephalus (Pacific cod) is the source of this 1138-nucleotide messenger RNA. Its product is annotated as protein starmaker-like. The record is from RefSeq and is a predicted model, not a curated record. NCBI's taxonomy places the organism in Eukaryota, Metazoa, Chordata, Actinopteri, Gadiformes, Gadidae. The transcript has a single exon. Bases 1 to 978 code for a protein of 325 amino acids.